Molecule: messenger RNA, 1260 nt
Organism: Exophiala bonariae
Lineage: Eukaryota; Fungi; Ascomycota; Eurotiomycetes; Chaetothyriales; Herpotrichiellaceae
Exons: 6
Coding region: 1-1260 (419 amino acids)
Source: RefSeq, a predicted model, not a curated record
AUGAGUGACGCUAACUUUGUUGCUGCCCCGGUCCCGAAUGAAGGGGCUAAGUACUCUGGCAAUGAUGAGGCAGAUUUCACUUCGGCCAUUCGACAUCUGACAAACGAGAAGACGAAUCCUGGGCAGUCUAGUGAAAGAAAUCACCCUGUUUCGCUCACACAACGGGAACAACCUAAUCAGUACAACCAAGCAGAACGUUCAGGACCACUGAAACAGAUCAUAGCCAACCAAGACAGCCUGUACAAGUAUAUCAGUUGGGAGGACCCGAUCCGAACUCUGGGUUCUUAUAUUGGCGCCCUUUGCAUCCUGUUUGGAACACACUACCUUCCCCUUACUCAAUAUGUUCUCAAAGGCGGAGUAACAAUUCUUGGAGUGGUCUCUGUGACAGAGUUCGCAAGUAGGUCCUUCGGUUCCAACUCUUUAUCCACUCGUCUCCGACCCAAAGAGUACAAGCGAGUUCCAGAGGCAACUCUUAACGCCACCCUGAAGGAUGUCCACGAUUUCAUUCAGUAUGCCGUUGUCAAGGCUCAGAGGAUCGUCUUCGGACAGGAUUUGGACAGAACUUUUGGUGCUUGCAUUGGGCUUGCCGUCUUGUUUUGGCUCAAUAAAGUCGUGACCCCCUUUUGGUUGGCCGUGAUAGGCCUAACCUCGAUCUACAUCACGCCUCUCGUCCGGUCGCCUCAAGGUCGUGCCGUGGCCCAAAAUGCUGGCGUUCGUGCCCAGGAACUGGCUAGCGCAGCCACUGAGCACGGAAAGGUGCUGGUUGAGGAUGGGAAGACUAAGGCCGCUGAACUCUCCGCGAAAACUAGAGACGCCGCUUCAAACCACUCAGGAGCAGCCACUGACAAUGUCAAGGGUCUGUCUCAAUCAGGCAAGAAUGCAGUCAACAACGCUGCAGGGAGUACGAGUUCCACAUUGAGUGAUGCAAAGCAGUCUAUCGGCAGCUCUCUGCCUAGCAGCAUCACUGGACAAUCUAAUGGCGACCGUUCCGUUGGGAGUGGAAUAGCGGACAAGACAUCCCAACCAUCGAAUGGUGCAAGUGAGAAUGUGAGACAGCUGGGGUCGGGAAGCCAUACAGACCGUCAGUAUGAUCACUCAGAGAACGUCUUACCAUCAUAUGCGGGCCGAGCUGGUGGAGAGAAAGUCGGGUCGCAGCUUCAAUCGCAGUCCAUAUAUGCGGAUGAAGAAGAUACUACUGGGGCGCAAAGUAUCAUGGACCGACCUCGUGGGACUACUCUGCCAUCAUUGAAUGAAAUUUGA